AUGUCUCUCCGCAUAGCACCCCCCGCAAACUACGCUACCCAAGCUUCCAACACAACCACCAGAAACCCCACCGCUCGCCCAUCAAAAGGCGCCCCAUCCGCCCCCGGUCUCCCCGACACCCUCCGCAACAAGAUCACCCUCCCAGCACCUGUGGGUCCCCCGUCUAGCAACCAAACUGCUGUUCCCUCAUCGACACAUCCCCUCGAAGCCCGCCUGCUCGCCUGGCGCCAGACCCAGGACGCCUUGAAGAUGGAGACGCUCCGCCGGGCAUACGGGAUCGCGGAGCCUGUGCGGCGCGGCAUGGAGCUCAAGAUUGUGCGGGACGGUACUUUUCGGCCUGCUGUGCUGGGAGGAAACAAAGGUGGUAAUGUACACGAGGACAUUCUGGUCCUUGGGGACGGGAUACGGAGAUUGGCUGGGAGGAUAUCUUCCAAGGUUGGUUGA
Messenger RNA from Aspergillus novofumigatus IBT 16806, 444 nucleotides. Its product is annotated as proteasome maturation protein. The record is from RefSeq and is a predicted model, not a curated record. Bases 1 to 444 code for a protein of 147 amino acids. Gene Ontology annotation, biological process: proteasome assembly. The transcript is spliced from 2 exons. NCBI's taxonomy places the organism in Eukaryota, Fungi, Ascomycota, Eurotiomycetes, Eurotiales, Aspergillaceae. Gene Ontology annotation, cellular component: cytoplasm; nucleus.